Messenger RNA from Zalophus californianus (California sea lion), 1170 nucleotides. RefSeq names its product triggering receptor expressed on myeloid cells 1-like. Gene Ontology annotation, biological process: neutrophil chemotaxis; cytokine production involved in immune response; neutrophil-mediated killing of gram-negative bacterium. The record is from RefSeq and is a predicted model, not a curated record. NCBI's taxonomy places the organism in Eukaryota, Metazoa, Chordata, Mammalia, Carnivora, Otariidae. The transcript has 4 exons. Bases 35 to 760 code for a protein of 241 amino acids.
CACCAGUGGCAGUUGGGGCUGGCGCACACAAAGGAUGAGGAAGGCCAGGCUCCAGGAGCUUGUCUGGAUGCUCUUCAUCUCAGAACUCCAAGCUGCAACCGAACCACAUGAAGAAAAGUAUGUCUUAGCAGCAGGAGAGACCCUGAAUGUACAAUGUCCCUUCUCCAUCCGGAAGUAUGCCAAUAGCCAGAAAGCUUGGCAGAGGCUGAUGGAUAGAGGGGAGCCCCUGACACUGGUUUUCACAGAGAGUGUUUCAGGGAAUCCCAGUCAAGUCCGGAUGGGCAGGUACUUCCUAGAAGACAUCCCCAGUGAGGCCAUGCUGAACGUCCAAAUGACCAGUCUUCAAGUGGAGGAUUCAGGACUGUAUCGGUGUGUGAUCUACCACCCUCCCAAGGACCCUGACAUCCUGUCUCCCCUUGUCCGCCUGGUGGUGAUCAAGGAUCCUUUAGGCACCACUGUCUCAGACAAGAAUCCUACUCAGAACUUGGCUAAGAUUUCCACCCUUCCUCCUACCACCACCAAGGCCCAGAGCACACUCCUCAACAGCCCCAGGACUGUGACCCAACUCCUACCCAAAUCAACUGCUGACAUCUCCUCUCCUGGCUUGGGAAUCAACAUCACAAAUGCGACGGAUGUCACGAGCUAUGGUUUCAGGGUUCCCGUGAUCAACAUCGUCAUUCUCUUGCUGUGUGGACUCCUGAGCAAGAGUCUGGUCUUCACUGUCCUGCUUGCUGUCACGCAGAGGUCAUUUGGACCCUAGGCCAGUGAAGCCAUAAGCAUGACCUCUGACCUCCAGCCACAUCCCUCUGGCAGUUGUUCUGGGGGAGGAGUGUGAGGGGGAAAGGAAGGAGGGGCAAUGACAAGAGUUGAAUCUGUAACACAGAUUCUUUCUAAGGCUCAUGUCCCACCUUCUCAGCCUUGCCAGCUCCCCUAAUUUACACCAGUGACCAUGGGUGUGUGUUUUGCCCCCUCAGAAGAGAAGAUACGGCUGCAAACAUGCCCAUUCCACCCAUGGUUUGGGAUUUGCCUUAAAUAAAGACAGAGUCCAAUGCUCUUCACUGUUGCUGUCUUAUGGAGGUUGUGAGGUACAGAGGACACCCCCGCUAAUUCUGCCCUUCUUCUUGCCCUGGGCUGUAAUGGUUUAGCUUGAUCUGGACAGAGCUCUUACUA